AAAAUUUGCUGUAGAGUUUGAUUUUAAGCUUGAAUAUUGCAUGAUUUAUCCUAAUAUUUAGCAGGCGAAUGUGACCAGUUGACUUGACCAAACCUGCAAAUUGGGUUCUGCAUAUAAUCUCCAGGACCCAAAUACUAAUUUCUCGUUGCUAAGAUACUUUGUUCACAGAACUGUCAGUGAAUUGCAAAGAGAAAAGAUGGGAACUUUGGUUCCAGGCUCCCUGAAUAUAUCAACCGCGGAUAAAGAAACAGGCAUCAUCGAUACUCCAAAAGAGCUUGAUGCUGGAGCUUUGUUCGUCCUCAAGUCGAAAGGUAGGCAUAGUAUUAGCUUAAAUUUUGUGAAACUUCAGAAGAAAUAUGACAGAAAAAUUAUCUUUAUCAGAAUGCGUAUUGUGUUCUUUUCUAAAAGUGGGUGUAAUUUGGCUGCAGGAUCAUGGCUGCACUGUGGAUACCAUUUGACAACAUCAAUUGUUGGUCCUGUGAUUUUCAGUCUUCCCUUUACUCUGGCCUUGCUUGGCUGGGUUCCUGGAGUUUUAACUGUGACUCUUGCGGCCCUGGUGACUUUCUAUUCCUAUAAUCUUCUCUCUGUGGUUUUGGAGCACCACGCUCAACUCGGAAAACGCCAGCUUCGUUUCAGGGACAUGGCCAGGGACAUUUUAGGACCUGGAUGGAGCAAAUUUUUGGUAGCACCACUUCAGUUUGCAAUAUGCUAUGGUGCUGUAAUUUCUUGUACCCUGCUUGGAGGGCAGAGCAUCAAGUUCAUUUACUUGCUCUAUCAGCCAAAAGGAACAAUGCAGCUGUACCAAUUCAUAGUCAUUUUCUCAGCUGUGCCGCUAAUUCUAGCACAAAUGCCAUCUUUCCACUCACUGAGGCACAUUAACCUUGUCUCCUUAGUCCUCUGUCUGCUUUACAGCGCCUGCGUUGUUGCUGGUUCCAUAUAUAUUGGAAAUUCAAAGAAUGCGCCUGCUAGAGACUAUUCAAUGAAUGGAUCUCAAGUAAAUCACAUUUUUGGUGCUUUCAAUGGUAUUUCAAUCAUCGCUACCACAUAUGCAAGUGGAAUUAUACCUGAAAUACAGGCAACUAUAGCACCUCCAGUGAAGGGCAAGAUGUUCAAAGGCUUAUGCAUCUGUUACACUGUCAUAGUCAUCACAUAUUUCAGUGUCGCCAUCUCUGGGUACUGGACAUUUGGUAAUCAAUCUCUACCAACAAUCCUUACCAAUUUUAUGGGUGAUGGAAAGCCAUUGCUGCCCACUUGGUUUCUUCUGAUGACCAACAUCUUCACUCUUAUGCAACUAGCUGCCAUCACUGUGAUUUACUUGCAACCAACAAAUGAAGUGUUUGAAAAAUGGUUUGCAAAUCCGAAGAUGGAUCAAUUCUCCAUUCGCAACGUCAUACCACGACUAAUAUUCCGGUCACUUUCAGUGAUCAGUGCCACAUUUAUUGCCGCAAUGUUACCUUUCUUUGGAGACAUCAUGGCACUUUUUGGAGCAUUUGGAUGCAUACCUCUAGAUUUCAUAUUGCCUAUGGUUUUCUACAAUGUGACUUUCAAGCCAUCCAAACAAAGCAUAAUAUUUUGGGGAAACACAUUAAUAGCAGUAGUAUCCUCAGGAUUGGUGGCAGUAGGGGCAGUAGCAUCAGUUCGACAAAUAGUUCUUGACGCUAAGAUGUACAAUUUAUUUGCUAAUAUGUAAUACCAACGAUAAUACUAUGUACUGAUUAUUGUGGCCAGAAUGAAACUAUUCACCUUGCCAAGUAUGCGUACAUUACACACAAGAAAUUCUUAAUAAGGUACUAAAAUGAGCAGCUUCAUAGCAAGAAAAAGGAGAGAAGAGUGUACGAGACAUCACCACAUGAAACCUCAUUUUGACAAUAGACCCAAAUAUUAAUUUGGUGAGGCUUUUAUAGAAAGUGGAUUUGCAGAAAGUUGCUCUCUAUAGGAUACUUUAAAGCAUUUUUUGAACAAUACCUAUAGAUACUUCAAUU
Molecule: messenger RNA, 1982 nt
Organism: Pistacia vera
Lineage: Eukaryota; Viridiplantae; Streptophyta; Magnoliopsida; Sapindales; Anacardiaceae
Product: GABA transporter 1-like
Exons: 6
Coding region: 197-1690 (497 amino acids)
Cellular component (GO): plasma membrane
Source: RefSeq, a predicted model, not a curated record